This is a messenger RNA of Phytomonas sp. Hart1, 1023 nucleotides long. The record is from the annotation of a GenBank genome assembly. Lineage: Eukaryota; Euglenozoa; Kinetoplastea; Trypanosomatida; Trypanosomatidae.
CUAGUGUAAACCCCUUUGGAUUUGGUUGGGAAUAUGACACCCUCGAGAGAUCUAUUCGCGAUGAGUGACACACUUCCAGCGUCUGCUAAAGAAGACAUAAAAGUAGCAUUUGUAGUCAUACUGGACGUCCUAGUUGCUGUUGGACCACAAAUCGGAUAUCUUUUUCAGUUCGUCAACAUUCAUCUAGCACACAGUUCGUCUGGAUACUCUCCUCUGGUCUCGCUCAUCGUGUUGGGUAGUAAUACAAUCCGUAUUUACUAUUACUAUGGUUACCAUUAUCGCCUGUCUUUGGUUAUUCAGGCCCUAUUAUCUAUACUCGUGCACCUAGCCCUUCUCCACAAGCUGAUUACUCUAAAUACAGAAGAACAACAAAUAAACAACAGGUACUACAAUGGUAACAGAGAGGUAGUGGUGCUUGAAGGCGCAAAUUCAGCUUUCGUUGCUGGAUACCAGCCAAACCUCAUGUGCAAGGAGGAGUCUACGAUCUCGACCCCCACCGCUACCCUACCUCUCAAUCAUCGGGGUGAUGACCUUAAUUCGAACUCGCCUCAAUGUGGCUUUUGCUAUGCCCUUCACCGGCUAUUAAACAUAGUGGAAACUCGGUUUAACUCCACAAAUCUCUCCAAAUUCUGGGCAACCUAUAGUCUAUGUGCUUUGUUCGGCCUUAUAGCUUCUGUUUUUCUUUUCGACUAUACGGGAUAUAAUUGGCUCUCGGUUGCUUUUGUUGGGUAUUUGGCCCUAUGCACGGAGGCGCUUUUGCUUGUACCCCAGGUUAUUCGAAACUCCAAUGAAGGCUCUACAGAAGGACUUUCACCAGUUCUCAUCUUCUGCUGGGCUGGUGGCGAUGUGUUGAAACUUAUUUACUUUAUCCUUAUGAAGCAAUCAAUACCUUUUUGGGUAUGUGCUAUUUUCCAGUUGUUUGUAGAUUUUGUGUUACUUGGACAGAUUAUUUAUUUUGGUUGGCAAAGACGUGUAGAUGAUAAUGUCGCUCCACCUCAAGUUGGGAACAAUCCCUCUCCAUAG